This is a messenger RNA of Thunnus maccoyii (southern bluefin tuna), 1218 nucleotides long. RefSeq lists its product as uncharacterized. NCBI's taxonomy places the organism in Eukaryota, Metazoa, Chordata, Actinopteri, Scombriformes, Scombridae. The coding region runs from base 163 to 1119 and encodes 318 amino acids. The transcript is spliced from 5 exons. The record is from RefSeq and is a predicted model, not a curated record.
CAACAGCCUUAUCUGUCCGCCGCAGGGGCUGAUGGGAGGUUUGAGGAGCUGUUAGAAACCACGUGGCCCUCGUCUGAUCUCACAGCUCGUCCUUGUUUGGCCUCAGCUGCAUCAGAGCGCCACUUCUCCCCAGGUUCACCAGAGGAAACACCACUGCACAAAAUGCUUUUCCUCCCAGCUGCUGCUCUGUGCUGUCUGUGUUCAGCGCUGGUUGCCAUGGCAGCAGAGCUGAUUCAGGAUGAUUUAACAUUGACCAGGAGAGCUGGUGAAAAAGUUUCCUUCAGCUGUGGAACUGACCAGUGUAGCACUAAUUAUUUAUACUGGUUACAGAAGAAAGACAAAGAAACAUUCACAGCGAUUCUUCAUAUUGACAAGAGUAAAGGUGACAUAACCAAAAGUCACUACAAUCAUCCUCAGAAAGAUGAUUUCUCAGCUGUAUAUAAACAGAACAGCAGUGAGUUGCAGAUCCAGACAGUUCAACUCUCACAUUCAGCCACCUACUACUGCCACUGUGUGAAGAGAGAUACCCACACAAACAAGAACUACGGGAUCUUUGGCUCUGGAACUAAACUGUAUGUAGAUGAGCAGGUAGUGAAGCCCGUGGUGAGCUUGUACCCAGCAGCCCACCUGGAGGGGAAGAGCUCCCUGCUGUGUCUGGCCUCAGCCAUGUCUCCUCCUGUGGUCCAGUUCUCCUGGAAAAGACAGAAGAAGAACGGCACGCUGGAGGAUCUGCCCCCUGCUGAGAGACAGCAGCUGGAGCUCAGAGAGCCGGGACACACCGCCUCCAUCCUGCUGCUCCAUCAGCAAGAGAACAGCACAGAUAAAUACCGCUGCUACGUCAAGCACGAGGGGGGAACAGUGAGGGACCAAACAGAACAAGAUGUUUCUACUCUUCCUCCACCAACACCAGCUCCACCAGCAUCUCCAACACCAGCUCCAUCAGCAGAUCCACCAGCAGAUCCACCAGCAGCUCUUGUCCCGUCUCAGUACCAGGUGAAGCUGCUCUGUGUGCUGUACACAGUGCUGAUAGUGAAGAGUCUGGUGUACUGCUGUGGACUCUCUCUGCUGAUGAUCCUCAGAAACAAGGGACCGUCCACCAACUGCACACAUGCUGACUGACUGUUUUCUGCUCACCUUUUCUCACCAUCACAUCUCAUCAAUUCAUCUCAUUUAUCACUUUGAUCAGUGUUCACAAAUGUCACUUAUGACGUGUUGUGG